AUGACAGACAUUUGUCAAGGCGCUAUGAACCUAGGUCCAGAAGAGAAGAUCUUCGUGAGUCGAGAAGCUCUUAUCUCCGACGUUGGAGUACUCAACACAUACACACGCACGCGAAUCAAGGCCGCAAUCAAUCAGGCUGAGCGAAUUUGCUUCGUUUCCGCAACGCCGGCCCAAGGAAAUACAACAUGA
Messenger RNA from Penicillium pulvis, 189 nucleotides. RefSeq lists its product as uncharacterized. Lineage: Eukaryota; Fungi; Ascomycota; Eurotiomycetes; Eurotiales; Aspergillaceae. The record is from RefSeq and is a predicted model, not a curated record. The coding region runs from base 1 to 189 and encodes 62 amino acids. The transcript has a single exon.